This is a messenger RNA of Thyridium curvatum, 1608 nucleotides long. RefSeq lists its product as uncharacterized. The record is from RefSeq and is a predicted model, not a curated record. The coding region runs from base 1 to 1608 and encodes 535 amino acids. Gene Ontology annotation, molecular function: FAD binding; oxidoreductase activity. Lineage: Eukaryota; Fungi; Ascomycota; Sordariomycetes; Thyridiales; Thyridiaceae. The transcript is spliced from 3 exons.
AUGCGUGUCCUGCUCGUUCUGGCCGUUUUGGCCGCGGAGAAGGCCAUUGCCAUCAAUAUUCCCUUCGAGUCUUUUGAGCUCACACCAGCCGAAGUCGACGCAUUUCCCGUCAUAGCCUUUGGAGAUUCCGCGAAUCCAGGACCUGCCCGUACCGGCUGCCGUUUUGUGCCUGGAGAUUCUGAAUGGCCGACAGAUGAUGACUGGUCGCGCCUCAACGUGUCUAUGGGAGGCGCGCUGUUGCGUCCCGAUCCACCUGGUGCCGUAUGCUAUCCGGAUCAUCCUCGAUACGACGAAGAUGCAUGUCUCGCACUGAUGAGGAAUGCGGGCCGAACACGGGAAUUCGAAUACUUACCAGACUAUUCGGUGGGAGAUUACCACGGUCCAGCGGCCAGGGUCAGCGCUGGUCUAGAGGCAUGGGAGAUGUUUGAUUACAUGAGGGCUCAUGACAUGACACUUGUCGUACCGGGUGGAUACACCGUCGGUGCCUAUGGUGGCUGGAUGGCUGCAGGAGGUCAUUCACCCCUAGCCUCUACAUUUGGGCUAGGAUCCGAUCAAGUGCUGUCUCUGCAGGUUGUCACUGCCGAUGGUAGAUUUGUGACGGCAAGUCCGGAAUCAAAUCAGGACUUGUUUUACGCUCUAUGUGGAGGAGGCCCCAGCACGUACGGUAUCGUCACUUCGGCCGUCGUCAAGGCCCAUCCAGCCACCAACGUGACGACAGCUUCGCUGCGCUUCCAGGUGACGAACGGAGCGUUCGGCUCAGAAUCUGACAUGAGCGCAUCAGAGGCGGUCGAAGCCUUCUGGACCGGAGUCGGCAUGUUUUUUCACUACGGCAAGGAUGUUACCGAGUUUGGAGGCACCACGUACAACUACGUGACGCCUGGCAUGAACAACGCCUCCGUGUCCUUCCGGACAGACUUUGAGAUGCCCGGGAUGACGCCCGAUGAUGUGGCGGCCUUUCUACAGCCAUUGUAUGAUGCAAUCACAGACGUCGGCAUCCCUAUUAGCAAGACUGUUCCCGGCCCUUCCAGCACGUGGGGACCAGGACGGCGUGGUAUCGGUGAUAUGCCGGGCAACAGUCGGCUCGCAUCGCGUCUCUUCCCUCGGCGCAACUGGGAGUCUGAUGAUCUCUUCGACGAGACCAUGGCAGCUGUGCGAACUUUCGUCGAGGGAGGCUACUCUUUCCAUGGGAUCCAUAUGGGGCCCACGGAAGAGGUCGCCGGCUACCCUGGCGGCGGGGGUGUCAACCCGGCAUUCCGCGAGACGCUCAUGCAUGCGGACUUGUUCGACCGUGGCGUGGCCCCCGGCGCUUCUGCAGACAAGGUGAAAGAGGCCCACGACCGGCUGGUCGAGUACGUGCAGCCCAUCCGAGACGUGACGAAGGGAUCAGGGGCAUACAUGAACGAGGGCGACGUGCUAGAGCCAGAUUGGCAGGGAAGUUACUUCGGGGACAAAUAUGAGCGCUUGCUCGCCAUCAAGCAGACGACGGAUCCAUGGAAUCUCUUCUGGGCUCCUGGCACAGUGGGGAGCGAGCCUUGGGCCGUGAGGACUGCAGAUGGGCUGCCAACACAGAAUGGUCUAUUGUGCAGAAUUGAUGCUCCAAGGAGAUGA